Messenger RNA from Leptosia nina, 1827 nucleotides. Lineage: Eukaryota; Metazoa; Arthropoda; Insecta; Lepidoptera; Pieridae. The record is from the annotation of a GenBank genome assembly.
AUGGUAUCUAAAAAGAAGAAGAAGUACUCAUCUGGAGAAGGAGCGCAAUUUAUGACAAGAAAAGCGGCUCUUAAAAAACUACAACUAUCCCUAAAGGAUUUUAGAAGAAUCUGCAUACUAAAAGGGAUUUACCCUCGAGAACCACGCAACAGGAAAAGGGCUCAGAAAGGAGCUGGCGGUAUCAAAACACUAUACCACACAAAAGAUAUUAAAUUUCUUCUACACGAACCAAUAAUAUGGAAGCUUCGGGAUUUAAAGGUAUAUCAACAAAAAAUUCGCCGCGCCAGAGCUAUGAGAGAAUAUGGCAAAAUGAAAAAAUACUUCAGAGAUUACCCAGCAAUCAAAAUUGAUCACAUCAUCAAAGAACGAUACCCUUCAUUUGUGGAUGCUCUACGAGAUUUAGAUGAUUGUCUGACUCUAUGCUUCUUGUUUAGUACAUUCCCAUCCAUACGGCGUGUACCUAGAGAUCAAUCUAUGUUGUGUAGACGACUCACUGUUGAGUUUAUGCAUGCAGUGAUUGUCGCAAAGGCUUUACGCAAAGUCUUCAUAUCUGUUAAAGGCUAUUAUUAUCAAGCUGAAAUCGAAGGACAAACCAUCACAUGGAUUGUGCCUCAUCACUUUUCUUUCGAGCCACAAACUAAAGAUGAGGUGGACUUCAAAAUAAUGUCAACAUUUGUGGAGUUUUAUGUAAUGAUGCUUGGUUUUGUGAACUUUAAGUUAUUCAAUUCAUUAAAUCUGGUUUACCCCCCUAAACUGACUGCUGGCUUCUCAUCAGAUAAUGAUAAAGGAUUGGUAGAUAAACGGGCUUAUGUAUCAGAAAGGAUUGCUGCAAUGAACCUUUCUGUAGCAAGGAAAGUUGGUGCCAAUGAAGUAGAGGAGUUCCCAGAGAUAGAUCUAUUUGAAACUGAAGACCAAGAUCCCCAGAAAUUGGAGGAAGCCAAGCAGGAGGCUGAGAAAAUCAAAUUUUUGAAGACUAUGUUCAAGGGACUAAAGUUCUUUCUAAACAGAGAAGUACCUAGAGAGCCACUUGUUUUUAUUAUUCGCUGUUUUGGUGGGGAGGUCUCUUGGGAUAAAGAUCACUUUGUGGGAGCUACCUUUGAUGAAACCGAUGAGUCAAUAGCGUAUCAAAUUGUUGACAGACCAAGUAUGGACAAACAGUACCUAUCACGGUAUUAUGUUCAACCUCAAUGGGUAUUUGACAGUGUCAAUGCGAGAACUUUGCUUCCAAUUAACAAGUAUCUCAUGGGUGCAACUCUGCCACCACAUCUGUCACCAUUCAUAGACAAAACAAGGGAUCAAGUAUAUAUACCCCCUGAACAAAGAGCACUUGACGAUCCUGAAUAUAAACCACCAGGUGAUGAUGACGAGUCUGAUGAGGAAAUUGAAGAAGCCAGUGAUGAGGACAAAGAGGAACAGAGUGCAGAAGAGUCUGAGACUGAAGAGCAGAUUUUAACCAAGCAGUAUAAAGCUGAAGUGGAACAGGAUUCACCCUCUGAAGAUGAUGAUGAUGAUGAAGGAGAUGAUUUUGAGAAAAAGAAAAUUGCUAAGGAAAAGAAAAAGAAAAUGGCUGUCAAAACUGGUAUCCCUCAUAAAGAGCAUCCAUACAAGAAAGAGAUAGAAGACAAGCAAGCUUUUAGACUCAGGGAAAAACUGGUAAGAAAGAAGCAUAGGAACUUGUACAAGAGCAUGAAGGCCGGUCAGGAAAAGAGGAAGAAAGAAAUUUGGUUAUUGAGGAAGAAGAGGCGGCUUCACGAUGAAAAGACGAAGGAAGAACGAAAAACUACAAAACGUAAUCAAAAGAUGGAAGCAUUAAAUGCAUCGGCAUAA